AUGGCUGAUAGUGAUGAUGAAUACGAUCGUAAGCGCCGUGAUAAGUUCAGAGGUGAACGAGGCACCGCAGAGGGAAGUAGUUAUCGCGGUAGUGACCGACGAGACGAAAGAAGUCGUGGUCGCGAAGAGUGGUCUGAGAGAGAUUCUUGGGCUGGAAGAUCUCGUGGAGGUCGUUCCGGUCCUGACUACAGGGACUACCGUGGUGGAGCAAGUGCCAGCCGUGGGUAUUCUCCAGUUCGUGGUGAAGGCCCACCUAGUAAGCGUAUACGACCAGACUGGCCAAUAGAUGACAGAAGGUAUGGAGGAAUGCCCCAUGAUUCAUAUGGUUAUGGUUGGCCCCAUGAUCAUUUUGGCCCACAUCCUGCACACCAAGGCUAUGGGCAACCUAUGCCUCCAGUACCAGCAAGGGAUACUGUGUUACCCAUGGGAGCAACUGAUGGACCACCCACAAUGAUGUCGUUCAAGGCAUUUCUGGCUGCUCAAGAUGACUCAAUAACUGUAGAUGAUGCCAUACAAAAAUAUAAUGAAUAUAAGCUUGAAUUCAGAAGACAACAACUGAAUGAGUUUUUCGUUGCUCAUAAAGAUGAAGAAUGGUUCAAGAUUAAAUACCAUCCUGAAGAAUCAGUUAAACGAAAAGAAGAACAACUAGCUGCAUUAAAGAAUCGACUCAAUGUCUUCCUGGAACUGUUGGAGAAUGGGGAACUGGAUAAAGUAUCUGUAGAUGUAGAUAAGUCUGAUAAACUGAUAAGACUUCUUGAUACUGUUGUCAUUAAACUCGAAGGUGGUACAGAAGAAGAUUUGAAAGAGCUUGAUGAACCUCCUCCUCCAGAAAUUGUUUCUAAUGACAAAUCAGAUAAAAAUAAUGUUGAUCAACCAGUUGUCAUAGAUGUUGAUGCGGUCAAGGUUAAAGAAGAGAAAGAUGAAAGUGAGAAAAAGGAGAAGAAGGCGGAGUCUCCAAAGCCUACAGCCCCUCUUGAGAUUGAGAUAGACCCUCAUUUACGUCAACUUCAAGAACAGGCGAAAUUAUUUUCCCGUUUUAACUCUAACGGAACUGAACCAGAACCUGAGCCAGUAGAGAAAGAACCUCCGCCUCCAGGUUCGUCGUCGAGUUCUUCAUCAUCCAGUUCAUCAUCGUCUAGUUCAGAUGAAGAAGGAGAGACCACCACUCGGCGUAAAUCAAAGUCCAAAUCUAAGACGCCCGAUAAAUCACCAAAACAAAAGGAAAAGUCUAAGUCCCCAAUAGUAGAAAAUGUAGUGGACAUUACUGAGAAUGAUAAAGAGAAAGGCGGGGAUAAAAGUGGAGAUGAAAAAGCUGAGUCAGUCAGCGAUGUUGUUAUUGAGAAAAAAGAAUGUCGAGCUUUGCACAAAACAACUUCUAUAUUCCUAAGAAAUUUAGCACCCACUAUCACCAAAGCUGAGGUUGAAGCUAUGUGCAAACGCUACGGAGGUUUCUUACGUGUUGCUCUCGCCGACCCUUUGCCAGAGCGCCGCUGGUUCCGUCGUGGCUGGGUCACAUUCCGUCGAGAUGUCAACAUUAAAGAUAUAUGCUGGAAUCUUAACAACAUUAGACUUCGCGAGUGCGAAUUGGGCGCAAUAGUCAACCGUGAUCUUCAACGUCGUAUUCGUGCAGUUUCGGGUAUUACCCUGGAACGAGCUGUCCUGCGUUCUGACGCCCGGUUAGCGGCUCGUCUCGCUCAUCUGCUCGACACUCGUACUAAACUCUGGAAUGACGGGACCGACGAUCAAACAAAUGAAAAUGAUCAAGGAAACGCUGAGAGCUUUAGUCUGAAUUCAAAAAAUCCAGUCUUACACAAAAUCACUGAGCAUCUAAUUGAAGAAGCGUCGACUGAGGAAGAAGAAUUGCUUGGUCUUGAGGCAUCAUCAGAAUCUUCAUCUACAGAACAAGUGGAUCCAGAAUUAAUGCGGGUUCUAGACCGCUUGGUGCUCUACUUACGCAUAGUUCACUCUGUUGAUUAUUAUAACCAUUGCGAGUAUCCCUAUGAAGAUGAGAUGCCUAACCGUUGUGGUAUUAUGCAUGCCCGAUCAGGGCCACCAGCGAAUAAGCCAACCCAGCAAGAAAUACAAGAUUAUGUAAAAUCUUUUGAAGGUAAAAUGUCUGCAUUUUUGCAAGAUGUUAAACCACUUUCUGACGAAGAGCUGCACAAACUUGGAAUUAAGGACACCGAUGCUGAAGUGGAGAAAUUCGUCUUGGCUAAUACACAGGAACUAGCGAAAGACAAGUGGUUGUGCCCUCUCAGCGGCAAAAAGUUUAAGGGACCUGAUUUUAUUAGAAAACAUAUAUUCAACAAGCACGCAGAAAAGGUAGACGAGGUACGGCGCGAGGUGGCGUACUUCAACGCGUACGUGCGCGACGUGCGGCGCCCCGCGCAGCCCGAGCCCAGCGCGCGCGCGCCGUCCGCGCCGCACCACGCGCCCGCGCCCGCACCGUACGGCGCGGCGGCGGGCGGCGGGCCGGGCGCGGCGCGCGCGUGGGGCUGGGGCGGCUGGGCGCACCCCGCCUCCUACGCGCCCAGACAUCCUCGCUUCUCGCGCCCCAGGGGCGGCGGCGCCGAAUUUCGUCCGGUGAUACACUAUCGCGACUUGGACGCCCCGCGCGAACCGGACGAGUUCAUUUAA
This is a messenger RNA of Arctia plantaginis, 2637 nucleotides long. NCBI's taxonomy places the organism in Eukaryota, Metazoa, Arthropoda, Insecta, Lepidoptera, Erebidae. The record is from the annotation of a GenBank genome assembly.